Molecule: messenger RNA, 588 nt
Organism: Clonostachys byssicola
Lineage: Eukaryota; Fungi; Ascomycota; Sordariomycetes; Hypocreales; Bionectriaceae
Source: the annotation of a GenBank genome assembly
AUGCGAGGGACCUAUGACAAGAUCAAGCUCGACCUCGAUCUCCAAGUCGGCUUCAUGGGCGAGGGCCCCCUGCUAGAGGUACCGAACGCACGCGGGAUUGUCGACAACGUCAAUCGCGUGUCACAAGCGCUACGGUCUGUGGGGGCGACUAUUGCCUACGUCCAAUACAAGCUUGAUGCCGACGAGCCGCAUCGGUGGGGGUCCCAUUACGACAGCAUGACUCCGGAUGCCGCUAAGCGGAUACGAACGGCGUUCAGCGUUGGCAAAGACCAGCACGCCUUCUGUCCCGGCCUCGACGUCCAGCCGGAAGACAUUAUUGUGCCAAAGAGGCGGUGGAGCGCCUUCAUCCUGGGAACCUGCGACCUUGACGCGCUUCUCAAGGCCAAGUGCAUCGACACGCUCAUUAUCACGGGCACCACCAUCAACAUCCGCUGCGAGUCGACUAUACGGGACGCGAUGCAGAUGGGCUAUAAUGUCUUGUUCGAGCAGGAUGGAAACGCGACGCGCGACAACGCGGUUCACAAUGCCAACCUUCUGAACAUGCUUUCUUCUGAACAUGCUUUUCCUUGGCGAUGUUGUCCCCGCUAA